UGGGGAAAGUCCCUGUCAUGGGGUGCAAAACCAGUGUAGGGGCAAUUAGGUUCGUCAUUUUGGGUGCGAAAUACCGGUAACUUCGCCGCUGAGGGUUUUUUUUGUAGGACCGCGAAUUUCUUUUUUUUGUGGGCUUAUUUCAUUCGCGUGAGCUGGCGAGCAAAUGUUCGUUUUGCGAGUGCUAGCCAGUGUUAGCAAGCUAGCUCUUUGUGCUGGUAACUGAAUGAUGUUUUGUUUUUGUUGAACCGAGCCGCUCUCCCGUCGCCUGGGAGAGGACAUUUCUAAGUGUAUGGAAAACCCCCAGUAGAUCGAGUUUGCCUCAUGCGUAAUUACUGAACUGUUGGUGAAGGUGGCCCUUAGAAUCGACUAUUUGUAAAGUGACAUCGACAGGGGAAAGAGUUUGAAGAGGACGGAGAUGGGAAACUGUCUAAAAUCUCCGACCUCGGAUGAUAUUUCUCUGCUGCACGAAUCUCAGUCCGACCGAGCCAGUUACGGAGACGGAGCUGACCCCGAUCAGGAGCCACCGCCUCCUUACCAGGAGCAGAUUCACGUGCCUGUGUACCAUCCAACGCCUAGCCAGGCCCGGCUCGCUACCCAGCUGACGGAAGAGGAGCAGGUCCGCAUUGCUCAACGAAUUGGCCUCAUCCAGCACCUCCCCAAGGGCGUCUACGACCCGGGACGGGAUGGUUCUGAGAAGAAGAUCAGAGAGUGUGUGAUCUGUAUGAUGGACUUUGUUUAUGGGGACCCCAUCCGGUUCCUGCCCUGCAUGCACAUCUACCACAUGGACUGUAUAGAUGACUGGCUCAUGAGGUCUUUCACCUGCCCCUCCUGCAUGGAGCCUGUGGAUGCUGCGCUGCUUUCCUCUUACGAGACAAACUGAUGUGCACAUGCACCCGCAGACACAGGGCAAGGACACACGAAGAUGGCGAGGCCCACGUGCACACACACACACACACACACACACACAAAGAAACGCACACAACCUCCAGCCGGUCGACCUGCAAAUCCAUUAACCCUGGCCGAGAAGGGAGGCUGAAGUAGGUGUCAUCGUCAAGCGAGAAAUCAAAAGGCCUGCUGGACAGGUUUCUCUGAUGGUGGAAAAAAGGAAUGGGCAAAGAUGUUGAGGACAGGAGGAGAAAAGACAAAUGGGAUUGGGGGGGAUGAAGAUGGAUGGGGGAGGGGGUGUUUCAAAAUAGAAGCAAGCAGGGCAGAAGUUGUUAUGGACCAAAUGUUUAUUUGUGUGACCAGGAAAUAUUUCCAGCAUCUUGCUUUUGAAAAACGCACCUACAAAGACACACCUCCCCCAAAACUAACUGUCGGUUGAGAUUAUCCUAUUCAGUGUGUGAAAGUAAGGACACCUAAAUGCCAUCAUUGGUCUAAGGUAUUGCACGUGUCGGAUUCAGAAACCCGAUUCUUGAUCUUACAAUAAUAAAACACGAGGGAAAUGGAGGGAGGAAAUGCUCAUGGGACUUGCCAGAUAUGUAGAUAACUAUCCAAAAACAAAAAAGCCUGCUAUAGUAUCAUAUCUCAAGCAAAAACUGCUGGAUAUGCAGAUACCUGAUUUAAAAAAAAAAAAAGGAAGUUGGACUGUAGAUGUCUGCCACAAAAAAAGCAAAUGUUCUCUGUAUAAAUAUGAUGUGCUGCACACAGGCCUUGAUUUGUGUACCUGUACAGAUCUCUUACAGAGAAGGAAAAAAGGUUGGUUAAAUGACUGUCCUGUGGUUUUGUGAAAUCUGUCCUGUAUUCUGUCAGUCAGCACAAGGGCUCUGUUGAACUCAUAUUUAUUAACAAGGGGGAAAGAAGUACAAUAGACCUGCUAAAAUAGAAUGUGUGCUUGAAUCACUAAUGUGAUGCAUAGCUACCAUAGAAAUGGCUAUAGAGCGAUAUACUCUUCAUGACAAUUGAGUCACAGUGAGGCUUCACAUUACUGGCCAAAGCACAAAGCAGUUCUGUGGACAGGUUAUCAAAUGUCUGAGAAAUAUUUGCACUUCUUCAUACGAAAUAUUCAGCAAAUGCAUUCAAUACAGUACUGAAAAGUGAAAGUAUGUGGUAUUUGAAGUUGAUGUUUUUCAAUAUUCGAGAUGAUAUAAGCAAACUGUGUGUUCCAAGAAUCCCCCACCCAAAGAAUCUGUGAGUGAUGACGAAAAACUAAACUACUGACUUGACUUCAGAAAGGGUGUCCUGGUCACAUGUUAUAUUAACUCAGUCGUUUAAUUGCAAGAACAAGUGUUUACCUUUUUUGGUUACUGAGAAUAUUGGAUCACACAUGGAGCUUUGCAGUGGUAAAGGUGUUUGUUUACCAUUUCCAUAGCAGGAAUCUUGCAGCCAGGUCACAGAGCCAGUUCUAAAACAUGCAAAAGAGACACAAUACUCCAGCAGCUGCUUUCACCAGGACGUAGAUGACUACAAGAGGGAUCCGGUUCUUAGUCAUGUGAGUCAACUGUGAUAUCUGAGAAAUGUGAUCACUUUGAUGAGACCAUGAGUUGAUCUGUGUCUUAGUGUUCAUUAUUUGAACUGGUGUCUUUCGAUGAGGAUUAAGUUCUUUUGAUUGUUUUGCUGCCUAUUCCUGAGGGGCAUGUAUCAUUUCUUCUCUUCUCAUUUGAAAAUAAUUUUCAAUGCUAGUUCAUUUCCCACUUUCAUAAUGUUUAGGUCUGUGCCUCUUGACAUUCAGAAAAUGUUGAUAGCCUAAGUCACCCAGUUAACUGUAAAAGCACAAGAAGACAUUAAAAAGCUCAUUUGUAUUUACCUGCUCCCAUGUUAUUUUGACAUUGCAAGAGGGUCAAAAGUACUCUCGAUUUUUGCAGGACCUAAAAUGUUGCCCAUCUCCCUUCUUUAGAGGUCAUGGUGCACAUCUCAAACGCGCGCGCACGCAAACACGCAGUGGGCUGAACUGCCCCGAUUAGUGGGCGACUAGAGAUAGACUGGCGAUAUAAGCACCUUGGUUUUGCACCGUUCUUCUGGCUACUUCAUUACUAUGUUGAACGUAUUUCUCCAUCGUCAAGGUGGAGCUUCAAUGCCUUAGGUUAAAAUGUUAGUGGGGGCUGGUAUUUGCUGCUAAUGCAAGAUUCCAUCUAAUUAAAUAAACAAAAGAGGGGCAUUGGGCAAUUGGACAUUCUUGGGCGGUCAGGUGGCACACAAUCAUUGUGCAUAUGAAGUUGGGGAUCCCCAGCGUUUGCUGAAAACUGUCCAAUUACUUUUUCUAAAAGGAAAAUUUUGUCAUUGUAACACGGGACUUGGCCCGGAUCGCCUUCCCCCCCCUGGAUAAGCAGUUGGUCUCCUCGAGUUCCUCAUUCUGCCCAUAACGGUCCUGGCGCACCACGAGGAGCGGCCUAUUGGCCAGACGGGUGGAAGGAGGAGCCUAGAAACAUGAUCGUUCCAGUACAUCCAAUAGGCUGACAGCUGGGCUGGACCUGCAAAGUUAAGGGGCGGAGCGAGGGAAAUGUUGAAGGUCACAUGAUCGUGUGUGUGUGUGUGUGUGUGUGUGUGUGUGUGUGUGUGUGUGUGUGUGUGUGUGUGUGUGUGUGCGCGCGCGUCCCGUAGUCCCACUAAACUCACUGGAGGGAGGUUUUGCUCACACUGGCAUGCACACGUCUAACGGCUUAUUAAAACGAGUAGUCUGCCAAGGCCAGACUCUUAAUAGUCAUACUGGACUAAACAGUCACUCAGACACUUGGUCAAACUCACAUUUAUGCAGUAAACGGGAAAUCUGGUUGUCAACCCCUCGGGUCCGUAUUCACUGAUAAUGAAACAGUUGCAGAAGACUGUUUUUAAUUCCCACUGUGGGACAGACUCGUUUAUAUAAUCACAAACUGUCCCAGAUCACAAAAGUGACGAGGGAAACAUGGUAUAGGAUUGUUUUUCUUCACAGGAUCACUUUUGUGAUACGUGUACGGUUCAUGUGUGUGUCGGUACGGAUGUGUAUGAAAGUUUGUUAGAAUUUCCCCUAUUUGUAAGUAUACACGUGCAUAUGAUAUAUACUACAGGUAAA
This is a messenger RNA of Lampris incognitus (smalleye Pacific opah), 3988 nucleotides long. RefSeq names its product ring finger protein 11b (gene rnf11b). NCBI's taxonomy places the organism in Eukaryota, Metazoa, Chordata, Actinopteri, Lampriformes, Lampridae. The record is from RefSeq and is a predicted model, not a curated record. Bases 416 to 880 code for a protein of 154 amino acids. The transcript has 3 exons.